Molecule: messenger RNA, 572 nt
Organism: Sceloporus undulatus (fence lizard)
Lineage: Eukaryota; Metazoa; Chordata; Lepidosauria; Squamata; Phrynosomatidae
Product: phospholipase A and acyltransferase 2-like
Exons: 5
Coding region: 1-474 (157 amino acids)
Biological process (GO): N-acylphosphatidylethanolamine metabolic process
Cellular component (GO): cytoplasm
Molecular function (GO): A2-type glycerophospholipase activity; glycerophospholipid phospholipase A1 activity
Source: RefSeq, a predicted model, not a curated record
AUGUCUCAGAAACUAAACCUAGGAGACCUGAUUGAGAUUGACCGACGUGGUUACCAACAUUGGGCUAUCUAUGUAGGUGAUGGAUAUGUGGUGCACCUGGUUUCAGCUGAUGGGAGUCGCCCAAAUACAUCAUUUUCUCUGUCUGCCAGUACAAAAAAGGCACUGGUGAAGAAACAACGGCUUUCAGAAGUGACAGAGGGAAACAAGUGGAGAGUCAAAAAUAAGCAUGACAAUAAAUAUAGUCCCAAAUCCAGGCAGGAAAUAGUUCAAAGUGCACUCCAAAUGGUUGGAAAAAAGAUCGACUACAAUGUAGUCACAAUGAACUUUGAGCAUUUUGCCAACAAUCUACGUUAUGGGCGGUACGAAUGUGACCAGGUCAUCAGAGGAGCUGGAAUUCUCGGGGCAGUUGGAACUGUUUUAGCAGCCACUGCAGCAUUUGGUUUUGGGGUGAUGAGAUCACUUGGCCGUCAGUAAGAUAGGUUUUCAGGAUGGACAAACUCUCUUGGAUGAUAAAAGACAACUCCUGGGAAAUAACAGAAGAAUGGGGGAAAGUAUUAGAAUUUAUAAAGAAG